AUGCAAUUUGUAAAAGUCUUAGCAAUUUUGAUGCUAAUUGUCCAAUUGACAAUUAUUACUCCUUCCUGGGCGUUGCCUCUAGAAAAACGAGUUUUGCCUCGUGAUCCACAGAAAUGUGUUGACACUCAAUUGUGCAUAAUUGGUUAUACAUGGAGUCCAAAUGCAUGCAAAUGCGUCCCGGAUAACUAG
This is a messenger RNA of Dentiscutata erythropus, 189 nucleotides long. Lineage: Eukaryota; Fungi; Glomeromycota; Glomeromycetes; Diversisporales; Gigasporaceae. The record is from the annotation of a GenBank genome assembly.